AGUUCAGUGCUUUUGAGAACCGCUCCGACCGGAUCAGAUCAAUUCGCGAAAGAAGCGAUCAGUCCGAUUGAUGAACCAGUUCAAAAGAACCGACUCACAAGAAGCCUAAAGAGCGAUCGGAGGAGGAGAGGCGCAUCUGGAGACAAUAGAAGGCGAUGCGGAGCUGCGCUUUGUCGCUCGAUCCAGGGCUGUGCCGUCAAAACACAGAAAUAUAGAGAUGAUGGAGCGCUGAAUCUGGAUAUAUCCCCCGUUAUCUUGAACUGUGAGACCUAAGAGAAAAGAUGAAUUCUGCUGAAGCGGCGGAGGACGGACCCAAUGAUUCAGACACGGAUGCCUUCUUCAAAACAGGGUCUUUCAGAAGUGAAGGAAUGAAAGCGUCUGACGUCCUUCCUGUGCUGAGAGAAAAAGUAGCAUUUGUAUCUGGAGGUCGUGAUAAGAGAGGUGGCCCCAUCCUGACCUUCCCUGCCAGGAGUAACCAUGACCGAAUAAAACAGGAGGACCUGAGACGACUCGUGACAUACCUGUCCACUGUGCCCAGUGAGGACGUGUGUAAGAGGGGUUUCACUGUGAUUAUUGAUAUGCGUGGCUCUAAGUGGGACCUGAUAAAGCCAUUACUGAAGACCCUGCAGGAAGCGUUUCCAGCUGAGAUCUGCGUAGCUCUCAUCAUCAAACCAGACAACUUCUGGCAGAAACAGAAGACCAACUUUGGCAGUGCCAAGUUCACUUUUGAGACUAGCAUGGUAUCCGUGGAGGGGUUGACCAAACUCGUGGACCCGUCUCAGUUAACAGAGGACUUUGAGGGAUCUCUGGAAUAUAAUCAUGAGGAAUGGAUUGAGCUCCGUGUCGCUCUCGAGGAGUUCCUGGCCAGCGCCAUUCACCUUCUCUCCCGCCUGGAAGAUCUGCAGGAGAUGCUGGCUAAGAAAGAGUUCCCGGUGGAUGUGGAAGGCUCCCGGAGACUCAUUGAUGAGCACACUCAGCUGAAGAAGAAGGUGAUGAAGGCUCCUGUGGAAGAGCUGGACCAUGAGGGCCAGAGGCUCUUGCAGUGCAUCCGCUCCAGUGAUGGCUUCUCAGGGAGGAACUGUAUUUCAGGAAGUGCCGACUUCCAGAGUGUGGUUCCCAAGAUCGCCAGUCUGCUGGAUAAACUCCACAGCACCAGACAGCACCUGCACCAGAUGUGGCAUCUAAGAAAACUGAAGCUGGAUCAGUGUUUUCAGCUCCGAUUGUUUGAACAAGAUGCCGAGAAGAUGUUUGACUGGAUCAGUCACAAUAAGGAAUUGUUUCUUCAGAGCCACACAGAGAUCGGCGUGAGCUACCAGCAUGCUAUGGAGCUUCAGACUCAACACAACCACUUUGCCAUGAACUCCAUGAAUGCAUAUGUGAACAUAAACCGCAUCAUGUCGGUGGCAUUGCGGCUGUCGGAGGCGGGUCACUACGCAUCUCAGCAGAUCAAACAGAUCAGCACUCAACUCGAUCAGGAGUGGAAGAGCUUCGCCGCUGCUCUCGAUGAACGCAGCACCAUCCUCGCCAUGUCAGCUGUCUUCCAUCAGAAAUCCGAGCAGUUUCUGUCUGGUGUGGAAGCGUGGUGUAAGAUGUGCAGUGAGGGCGGGCUCCCGUCAGAGAUGCAGGAUCUAGAAUUGGCCAUUCAUCACCAUCAGACACUAUAUGAACAAGUCACUCAAGCUUAUACAGAGGUGAGCCAGGAUGGCAAGGCUUUGCUGGACGUUCUUCAGCGGCCAUUGAGUCCCGGUAACUCAGAGUCUCUGACUGCAACUGCUAACUACUCUAAAGCUGUGCACUGUAUUCUGGACGUGGUCCAUGAGGUCCUGCAUCACCAGAGACGUUUGGAGAGCAUCUGGCAGCACCGUAAAGUCCGUCUGCAUCAGAGACUGCAGCUCUGUGUCUUUCAGCAGGACGUCCAACAGGUUAUUGACUGGAUAGAGAAUCAUGGAGAGGCUUUCCUCAGUAAACACACAGGUGUGGGCAAAUCCCUGCACAGAGCCAGAGCCCUGCAGAAACGCCACGAUGACUUUGAGGAGGUGGCACAGAACACCUACACUAAUGCAGAUAAACUCCUGGAGGCGGCCGAGCAGUUGGCCCAGACGGGCGAGUGUGACCCCGAGGAGAUCUAUAAGGCGGCGCGGCACCUGGAGGUCCGGAUCCAGGACUUCGUCAGGAGAGUGGAACAAAGAAAACUCUUGCUGGACAUGUCCGUCUCCUUCCACACGCACACUAAAGAGUUGUGGACGUGGAUGGAGGACCUGCAGAAGGAGCUUCUGGAAGAAGUUUGCUCUGAUUCGGUCGAUUCGGUUCAGGAGCUGAUCAAACAGUUUCAGCAGCAGCAGACGGCCACGCUGGAGGCCACACUCAACGUCAUUAAAGAGGGAGAAGACCUAAUGCAACAACUCAGAGAUUCAGCGAUGAGCAGUAAUAAGAUGCCUCACACCAGCUCUAUCGCUCACAUCGAGGGCGUUCUACAGCAGCUAGACGAGGCCCAGGGCCACAUGGAGGAGCUCUUCCACGAGAGGAAGAUCAAACUCGACAUCUUCCUGCAGCUGCGCAUCUUUGAGCAGUACACCAUUGAGGUAACGGCGGAGUUAGACGCGUGGAAUGAGGACCUGGUUCGUCAGGUAAAUGAGUUUACCACAGAAGAGCCCAGUCUGGCUGAACAGAGACUACAGCGGCACGCGGAGAGAAAACUUGCCAUGAACAACAUGACCUACGAGGUCAUGCAGCAGGGUCAAGACCUGCAUCAGUACAUCAUGGAGGUCCAAGCUUCAGGCAUUGAGCUGACCGGUGAGAAGGAGGUGGAUCUAGCCACUCAAGUUCAGGAGCUGUUGGAGUUUCUUAAUGAGAAACAGCAUGAGCUGGACGUGAGCGCUGAACACACACAGAAACAUCUGGAGCAGUGUGUGCAGCUGCGCCACCUACAGGCUGAGGUUAAACAGGUUCUGGGUUGGAUUCGUAAUGGUGAGUCUAUGUUGGAUGCCAGUAUGGUGAACGCAAGUUCACUGUCAGAGGCCGAACAACUACAGAGAGAACAUGAGCAGUUCCAACUGGCGAUAGAGUCUUUGUUCCACGCCAACUCUCUUCAGAAGACCCAUCAGAGCGCACUGCAGGUGCAGCAGAAGGCCGAGAUCUUGUUACAGGCCGGACACUUCGACCCGGAGGCCAUUCGCAACUGUGCUGAAAAGGUGGCAGUACAUUGGCAGCAGCUCAUGCUGAAGAUGGAAGACAGACUCAAGCUGGUUAACGCUUCUGUAGCCUUCUACAAGACAUCAGAACAGGUGUGCAGCGUGCUGGAGAGUCUGGAGCAGGAGUACCGCAGAGACGAGGACUGGUGUGGAGCUAAUGAUAAACUGGGAUCUUCAGCAGAGAUGGAUCAUGUGCUGCCGCUCAUCAGCAAACACCUGGAGCAGAAAGAGGCUUUUCUCAAGGCAUGUACUCUGGCCAGGCGAAAUGCUGAGGUUUUUCUGAAAUAUAUCCAUCGGAAUAAUGUCAGCAGUCAGGGAUCAUCCAGCAACCCCCGCGGCCCUGAGCAACAGGUCAAAGCCAUCCUGAAUGAACUGCUGCAGAGGGAAAACAGAGUUCUGCAUUUCUGGACCAUGAAGAAGCGGCGUCUGGAUCAGUGUCAGCAGUAUGUGGUGUUUGAACGCAGCGCCAAACAGGCGUUAGAGUGGAUCGAGGAGGCAGGAGAGGUGUAUCUCGCCUCUCAUACGUCCCCUGGAGACUCGGUGGAGAAAACUCAGGAACUGCUCAAAGAAUAUGAAGAAGUCCGCGUCUCUGCCAAGCAAACUAAAGAGAAAGUGAAGAUGUUGAUCCAGCUGGCAGAUAAUUUUGUGGAGAAGGGUCACACACACGUCACCGAGCUGAAGAAGUGGGUGACGGCAGUGGACAAGCGCUACAGAGAUUUCUCCCUGCGCAUGGGCAAAUACCGCUGCAGUCUGGAGAACGCUCUGGGCAUCAGCUCUGAGGAUAAUAAGGAUCUGGAGCUGGAUAUCAUUCCAGCCAGUCUGACUGACCCAGAGGUCAAACUGCGUGACCCCAACCACGAGAUCAAUGAGGAAAAGAGGAAAUCAGCCCGGAAGAAAGAGUUUAUUAUAGCAGAGCUGUUACAGACAGAAAAGGCAUAUGUGAGGGACUUGCAUGAAUGUUUAGAGACGUAUUUGUGGGGUAUGACCAAUGGCGUAGAGGAAAUCCCUCCAGGAAUCGCCAACAAAGAGCACAUCAUCUUUGGAAACAUCCAGGAGAUUUACGACUUCCAUAAUAAUAUAUUUCUGAAAGAGCUGAUCAAUUAUGAGCAGUUACCUGAGGAUGUGGGCCAUUGCUUUGUUACAUGGGCUGAUAAGUUUAAUAUUUAUGUGACAUACUGCAAAAACAAACCAGAUUCCAGUCAGCUCAUCCUAGAGCAUGCUGGGAGUUUUUUUGACGAGAUUCAGAAGAGACAUGGUCUGACCAACUCUAUAUCAUCAUACCUCAUCAAACCUGUGCAGAGAAUCACCAAAUACCAGCUGUUGCUCAAGGAGCUGCUGUCCUGCUGUGAAGAAGGCAAAGGUGAAAUUAAAGAUGGGCUGGAGGUCAUGCUGAGUGUCCCAAAGAGAGCCAAUGAUGCCAUGCACGUCAGCAUGCUGGAGGGUUUUGAUGAGAAUCUGGAUGUUCAGGGUGAACUCUUCCUGCAGGACACCUUCCAGGUGUGGGACCCCAAAUCACUGAUCCGUAAGGGACGAGACCGCCACCUCUUCCUCUUUGAGAUCUCCCUCGUCUUCAGCAAAGAAAUCAAAGACUCAGCGGGACGAUCCAAAUACAUCUACAAGAGCAAACUACUGACUUCUGAAUUGGGGGUGACAGAACAUGUGGAAGGAGACCCGUGUAAAUUUGCCCUGUGGGUGGGACGCACCCCCUCAUCCGACAACAAGACUGUCCUUAAGGCAUCCAGUAUCGAGGUGAAACAAGAAUGGAUUAAAAACAUCCGAGAGGUGAUCCAGGAGAGAAUCAUUCACCUGAAGGGGGCGCUGAAGGAACCAAUCCGUGUCCCCAAAACCCCAGCCAAACCCCGCAACAACAGCAGGAGGGAGGCUGGUGAGGAUGCUGACAGUCAGGGAGAUGGCAGCAGUCAGCCGGACACCAUCUCCAUCGCUUCCAGAACCUCUCAGAACACUGUGGACAGUGACAAGCUCUCGGGAGGGUGUGAGCUGACAGUGGUCCUGCAGGACUUCAUGGCGAGCAGUGCGUCUGAGCUCAGUGUCCAGACCGGUCAGACGGUGGAGCUGUUGGAGCGGCCCAGUGAGCGACCGGGAUGGUGUCUGGUCCGGACCACAGACAAGACCCCCCUUCAGGAGGGACUGGUGCCCAGCAGCGCUCUGUGCAUCUCUCACUCUCGCAGCAGUGUGGAGAUGGACUGCUUUUUCCCAGCAGGCAAAGAAAACUAUGCGGUUAGCGGCCCAGAAGGGAAGACAGAGUCUGUGACCACACUGCAGCCACAGGCGUCCCUGAACUCCCUGCAGAGCAGCUCACCUGGACCCAAGCGCUCUGGAAAUACACUGAAGAAGUGGUUGACCAGCCCUGUCCGGCGUCUCAGUCACGGCAGUAACAUCAAGAAGAUCCCUAGCAAACAAAAGCAGAAACGUGAUGGACGAAAGAGCAUAGAUCUGGGGCCACCUGAACUACAGGAUGACACCCUGGAGGAGAGAGUGCGUAAAGAAGAGGGAACACUCUCCAAAUCUUCAUCAGGGAUGCACAGCGGAGGAGAGGAAGAGCCUGAGGACGAGUCCCACACUCCCCUCCCUCCACCAAUGCAGAUCAUCAAAGACCCAUCUGCUCAGGAAGAGAAGUCGUCUGUGCUGCUGGCUUCACGGCAGAGCUCGGCUGAUGUCCCCAGUGCUGCUGAGCUUGUCAGUGCUAUAGAAAAACUGGUCAAAACUAAAAUGACUCUGGAGCCAGGCUCAUACCCAGGAUUCAGUUCAGUGAACCCAGCAGAGCAGAGCCCAGCACCACCCAGAAACCCUGAACUGGAGCAGAAAGCCAAAGCACUGCGUGGACGAAUGUUUGUUGUGAAUGAAUUAGUCCAGACAGAAAAAGACUACGUGAAAGAUUUGGGUAUCGUGGUUGAGGAGUUUAUGAAGAUAAUAGAGGAGAAAGGAGUUCCUGAUGAUAUGAAAGGAAAAGAUAAGAUCGUCUUUGGAAACAUCCACCAAAUCUAUGACUGGCACAAAGAUUUUUUUGUUGGUGAGCUGGAGAAAUGUCUUGAAGAUCAUGAAAAACUGCCUGGGCUGUUCAGUAAACAUGAGAGAAGACUGCACAUGUAUGUGGUUUACUGCCAGAACAAACCCAAAUCUGAAUUCAUUGUUGCAGAAUACGAUUCAUACUUCGAGGAGAUUCAAAAAGACGUCAGCUCAAGACUGAGCAUCAGUGAUUUUCUCAUUAAACCCAUUCAGAGAAUUACUAAAUACCAACUGUUACUAAAGGACUUUCUGAAGUACAGCGCAAAGGCAGGGUUGGAUUGUCAGGAUAUAGAGAAAGCAGUAGACCUGAUGUCCCAGGUGCCCAAGCUGUGCAAUGACAUGAUGAACCUGGGAAGACUGCAGGGAUUUGAGGGGAAGUUGACGAGUCAGGGAAAGCUCUUGCAGCAGGAGACGUUUUUUGUGACGGAGCAGGACUCUGGCGUUCUGUCCCGCAGUAAGGAGCGCAGGGUCUUCCUGUUUGAACAGAUCAUCAUCUUCAGCGAGCUCUUACGCAAAGGCUCGUCCACGCCAGGAUACCAGUUUAAAAAGAGCAUCAAGGUGAGCUUCCUCGGCCUGGAAGAGCAUGUGGAAAAUGAUCCGUGUAAGUUUGUGCUGUCGUGUCGUGGGUCAGCCGAACGGUUCACCCUGCAAGCUGCAAACACUGACAUCAAACAGGUCUGGGUACAGCAUAUCACCAAGCUACUAGACCUGCAGAGUAACUUCUUGUCAGCUCUGCAGUCUCCCAUCGAGUAUCAGAAGGAGCGCAGCGGCUCUCAGUCUCUGACCCGAAACUCCUCCAGCAGCGGGCGAACGGGGCAGUCCAACAGCCGGCCCAGCUCCACUGUGUCCCUCGGGGCAGAGAAACCAUCUCUGUCUGGACGGAGCUCCACUCCCAUAAAACUAACUACCUCAAGCAGUGGUCCAUGCCACGACAGAUACCACAGGCAGUUUGACGGUGCGGGCUGUAACGGUACGUCGUCCUCCCUGAUGGUGACUCAGGACUAUAAUGCACUGAAAGAGAACGAGAUCUGCGUCAUGCAGGGUGAGACGGUGCAGAUUCUGGCAACUAACCAGCAGAACAUGUACCUGGUGUACCGACCCGCUAACAGCCAGUCGCCGGCCGCGGAGGGCUGGGUCCCGGGACACAUCCUGGGCCCCCUCGCUAAACCCCUCAUAGACACUACUGCAGACUCAAACAUCAAGAAAUCUCUCUCGUGGAACACGCUUCGUGCUCGCAAACGUGCAGAGAAGGACUGUGUGCCCCUCAAAAGUGACAAUAAAGUUGAGAAUGGACUGCGUAAGCCAAAGGAAAUUCUCAGCAGCAAAGUCACUGUGAAACCCAAACCACAGGAUUCCCGCAGCUCAGACGAGUCCGAUUACGAGGAUGAACUAGACCCCAAAACUAGUAUGGAGUUACUGAACCCUAAUUUCAUCCAAGAGGUGGCUCCGGAGUUCCUGACGCCUCUAGCGGACGUGACGUGUGCUCUGGGGGAGACGGUGGUCCUGUGCUGUAAAGUCUGUGCUCGACCCAAGCCAACAAUCACCCUGAAAGGACCCGAUCAAAGUCUGCUGGUCAACAAUAACAGAUUCACGAUCAAUAUCAGGGAAUCAGGUGAUAUAGUGCUGAAGAUCUGUAAUCUGAUGCCUCAGGAUACUGGCAUCUACACAUGUGUAGCUGUGAAUGAUCACGGCACUGCCUCCUCAUCUGCAUCUAUUAAAGUACAAGGUAUCCCAGCUGCCCCUGCUCGGCCUGUGGCACAGGAAGCCAGCAGCACAGCAGUGAUUGUCCACUGGCUUCCUCCAGCCAGCUCAGGAAACUCUGCCAUCUCCAGCUACACUGUGGAAUACAGGCAGGAAGACUCUCUGGUGUGGCAGAAGUCGGUGGUAUCCACUGCAGACAUGUGUGUGAAGAUUGAGAAUCUGAUUCCUGGUGGCCAUUAUCAGUUCAGAGUCAGUGCCAGUAACCCCUGGGGCAUCAGCCCACCUAGUGAACCCUCAAACAUGGUGACAUUACCCAGCACAGCCUCAUCAUACGACGGCACUGGAAUCCAGUGGAAAGACAACUUUGAAUCUGCAUUCACAGAAUUAUGUGAAAUUGGACGGGGUCGUUUCUCAGUGGUGAGGAAGUGUCUCAGUAAAGCCAGUAAGAAGGAGGUUGCUGUGAAGUUUGUCAAUAAGAAGAUGCAGAAGAAAGAGCAGGUGGGCCAUGAGGCCAAUAUCCUGCAUCACGUCCAGCAUCCGCAGCUGGUGGCACUGAUUGAUACCUAUGAGUCUCCCAUGGCCUACAUGCUGGUUCUUGAGCUGGUUGAGGAUGGGCGUCUGCUGGACUAUCUGGUGGCUCACGAUGAGUUGAUGGAGGAGAAGGUGGCAUUCUUCAUUAAAGACACUCUGGAAGCUCUGCAGCACCUGCACACAUGCAGAGUAGCUCACCUGGACCUCAAGCCUGAAAAUCUGUUGGUGGACCUCCAUGUGCCGGUGCCCUGCGUGAAGCUCUCAGAUCUGGGCGAUGCUGUACAGGUUUCGAGUCACCGCUAUGUGCAUCUCCUCCUGGGGAACCCUGAGUUUGCCGCUCCAGAGCUCAUCCAGGGCACCCCGGUGUCCCUGUCCACAGAUGUGUGGAGUGUAGGGGUGUUGGCCUACGUCAUGCUCAGUGGAGUCUCCCCAUUCCUGGACGAGAGUCUGGAGGAGACCUGCGUCAACAUCUGCAGGCUGGACUUCUGCUUUCCUGAGGAGUAUUUCAGUGACAUUAGCCAGGCCGCUAAAGACUUCAUUGUGUCCAUGUUUCACCAGGACCCCAGGAAGAGGCCGAGCUCAGCCACAUGUCUGCAACACCCAUGGGUCAGCGCUCAUAGUGGAGAUUACUCCAAAACACCACUGGACACAGUCAGACUCGCUGCGUUUAUAGACCGACGCAAACAGCUUCAUGAUGUCAGACCUGUGACAAACGUUAAAGGACUGGUCAGCAGCAGUAUGGGACACACGUUAUGAGAGGAGAACGUGGGCUGGAGGAAAGAGAUUCUAGCAUGUUACAUGCUUUGUCAACAAUAGAUAUCAUUUACAUUAUAUAUCAUAUCAUUAGGAAUGUGCACUUACUGUACACAGUGUUUCUAGUACCAUUUAUUGGCCUGCUCCAUUAUGACUUGUGGCCCGGGGGGUUGAUAGAUUCAGAAAAUACAAGUAAACUGGAAUUGUGGGAAUUGCAGUAGUUGCAGAGCUAGGAGUAGUAACAUCACUGAAUGUCAUAUUAAAGAUUAGGGUGGUGUGUUUUAGUGCUUUCAGAGUCCUAAACAGACCAGUAGUUGGGUGUUGUUGUACAUUCAGUUCUAUUGCGAGGUUUUAAAGGAAAAGUUUAACCAAAAAUGAGAAUUCUGUCAUCACUUACUCGUGCUGUUCCAGAUUCAUAAGAUGUGCUAAAACAAAUCAAGUUUGAAUCAUUUCCAUUCAAUGAAAGUAAACCAAAAAAAGCUCUCAAAUUUAAUUUGUUCACAUAUAUUCAAAUAUGGCACAUCAGGUUUGAGUUCUAUGAUGCUGAAAGGCUUUGGUUGUCUCAUUUAUCAUAACCAACUGCAACAUGCCAGUUUGAAUAUGCCUAUGUGCAAAUGUUAUUUUAGAGGUCCAAUGGGAAGAGAGCAGUCAAUUCCUCAAUUUUAUGAGCCUUUUAGCUCAUAUUUGGAGCUGAGUAUACAUCAUUACUCAUUUAAUUUCAAAUUCAAACAUGGGUUUUGAGCGACAUGAGUAAAUGAAUGAUGACUCAAUGAAAUACAAUGUGGUUGACGAUUGGAUGUGAAAAGAAAUGUUGCGAUCCUACAUCUGGCAGCAGAUAUAUUUUUCACAGGAUCAUUAAGAUAAUUUAAAGAAUGUAGAAUAUUUGACAGGUAGGAAUUAUUGUACAAAUACCUGCAUGUAGAAAUAACUGAUCGUCCACCACUUAACCUGUAAUGUAUUCAGUUUUAAUAGUAUGGGGUCAUGAGUAUCAUCAUUGUCAUUAGGCAUAAUGAGGAAUUUGAAUGUUUUACAAUAGAAAAAUAUAAAUUGAAUAGAAUGUUGUUGUCUUGAAAUGACAGACUAAAGUUAUUACAGUUCAUCGCCUAUUUUAAAAGUCUGCAGUCAAGAUUUUUAAA
Molecule: messenger RNA, 10339 nt
Organism: Carassius carassius (crucian carp)
Lineage: Eukaryota; Metazoa; Chordata; Actinopteri; Cypriniformes; Cyprinidae
Product: kalirin-like
Exons: 60
Coding region: 282-9206 (2974 amino acids)
Biological process (GO): axon guidance; intracellular signal transduction; protein phosphorylation
Cellular component (GO): postsynaptic density; cytoplasm
Molecular function (GO): ATP binding; guanyl-nucleotide exchange factor activity; protein kinase activity
Source: RefSeq, a predicted model, not a curated record